AUGGUCAGAGACUUCAGAGAUAAUAGAGGAGAUGGUCAGAGACUGCAGACAUGAUACAGGAGAUGGUCAGAGACUGCAGAGAUAAUAGAGGAGAUGGUCAGAGACUGCAGAAAUGAUACAGGAGGUGGUCAGAGACUGCAGACAUGAUACAGGAGGUGGUCAGAGACUGCAGACAUGAUACGGGAGGUGGUCAGAGACUGCAGAUAUAUUACAAGAGAUGGUUAGAGGCUGUAGAAAUAAUAGAGGGGAAUGUCAGAGACUGCAGACAUGAUACAGGAGAUAGUCAGAGGCUACAGACAUGAUAUGGGAGGUGGUCAGAGACUGCAGAUAUAUUACAAGAGAUGGUCAGACGCUGCAGACA
Molecule: messenger RNA, 361 nt
Organism: Staurois parvus
Lineage: Eukaryota; Metazoa; Chordata; Amphibia; Anura; Ranidae
Source: the annotation of a GenBank genome assembly